This is a messenger RNA of Mastomys coucha (southern multimammate mouse), 8248 nucleotides long. It is a transcript of the gene Cds2, whose product is annotated as CDP-diacylglycerol synthase 2. Bases 268 to 1602 code for a protein of 444 amino acids. Lineage: Eukaryota; Metazoa; Chordata; Mammalia; Rodentia; Muridae. The transcript has 13 exons. Gene Ontology annotation, molecular function: phosphatidate cytidylyltransferase activity. Gene Ontology annotation, cellular component: endoplasmic reticulum membrane. The record is from RefSeq and is a predicted model, not a curated record.
UAGUGCGCGUGCGCACUGGCUCGCAGCUUCCCGGGAGGAGGAGCGAGCGGCCGCUGGGGAAACAGCGGCUCCGCUCUCCGGGCCAGGGCGGCGGCAGCGGUGCUGGGCGGUGCCGGGCUCGGGGUUAGUGGCGUUGCUGCAGGGGCUGUGCAAGGCUCGGUGGGGCUGCGAGGUGCUCUGGCCCGCCGAGAGGCCGUGCGCACUGAGCCGACCCUCGGCGGCCGCUGUGCAGCUCACUCUGGGUGACGUCGCGCCGGGGUCCCCAGCAUGACCGAGCUACGGCAGAGGGCUGUCCGCGAGGACGCACCUCCGGAGGACAAGGAGUCAGAGUCCGAAGCAAAGCUAGAUGGAGAGACCGCAUCAGACAGUGAAAGCCGAGCGGAAACAGCUCCCCUGCCAACCUCCGUAGAUGACACCCCAGAGGUCCUUAACAGGGCCCUUUCCAACUUGUCCUCAAGGUGGAAGAACUGGUGGGUAAGAGGCAUCCUGACUUUGGCCAUGAUUGCAUUUUUCUUCAUUAUCAUUUACCUGGGACCAAUGGUUUUGAUGAUGAUUGUUAUGUGUGUUCAGAUUAAGUGUUUCCAUGAAAUAAUCACUAUUGGCUACAAUGUGUACCACUCCUAUGACCUGCCCUGGUUCAGGACCCUCAGCUGGUACUUCCUCCUGUGUGUGAACUACUUCUUCUAUGGGGAGACAGUGACGGACUACUUCUUCACUCUGGUCCAGAGAGAGGAGCCUUUGCGGAUUCUCAGUAAAUACCACCGGUUUAUAUCCUUUACCCUGUAUCUGACAGGAUUCUGCAUGUUUGUACUGAGUCUAGUUAAGAAGCAUUAUCGGCUGCAGUUCUACAUGUUUGGCUGGACGCAUGUGACUUUGCUUAUUGUCGUAACGCAGUCACACCUUGUUAUCCAUAACUUGUUUGAAGGAAUGAUAUGGUUUAUUGUCCCCAUUUCAUGCGUCAUCUGCAAUGAUAUUAUGGCCUAUAUGUUUGGCUUUUUCUUUGGUCGGACCCCACUCAUCAAGCUCUCUCCAAAGAAGACCUGGGAAGGCUUCAUUGGGGGCUUCUUUGCUACUGUGGUGUUUGGCCUUCUGCUUUCCUAUGUGAUGUCUGGGUACAGAUGCUUCGUCUGUCCUGUGGAAUACAACAAUGACACCAACAGCUUCACUGUGGACUGUGAGCCGUCCGACCUAUUCCGCCUGCAGGAGUACAACAUUCCUGGGGUGAUCCAGUCGGCCUUUGGCUGGAAAACGGUGAGGAUGUACCCUUUCCAGAUCCACAGCAUCGCCCUCUCCACCUUUGCCUCGCUCAUUGGUCCAUUUGGAGGGUUCUUCGCAAGUGGAUUCAAACGGGCCUUUAAAAUCAAAGAUUUUGCCAAUACCAUUCCUGGCCAUGGAGGCAUCAUGGAUCGCUUUGACUGCCAGUACCUGAUGGCCACCUUUGUCAAUGUGUACAUCGCCAGCUUUAUCAGGGGUCCGAACCCAAGCAAGCUGAUUCAGCAGUUUCUGACGUUGCGGCCGGAUCAGCAGCUUCACAUCUUCAACACGCUCAAGUCUCACCUGACUGACAAGGGGAUUCUGACAUCUGCCUUGGAAGAUGAGUAGAGUCCACCCAGGGCCCAGAGAGCUGGCCGGGGCAGGAUGGAGUGGGAGCUGGCACCAAGGCCGCCCAACUGCUGUGACUUAGAUAAUGAAAAGCUUCAACUCACUGUCUUUUUUUUCCUUUUUAAUUUGUGUGUGUGGUUUUUGUUUUUUUUUUUUUUAAUCUGUAUAUACUGUCUGUUUUUAAUGUGGGCUGUGAGUAAGCUGUAGCUUUGAGUUGCAGAGAAGUCACAGGAAAGAACCAUUUGGGUUUCUUAAGUACAGGCAUUGAGCAACGUGAAGGACAGUGUUGCCCAGCUCAGGGUGUCCGCUCAGUGGGUCUAAGCCCUGCCCAUCCAGUUGUUUUUGGGCUGUGUGAGAGAUCAUACACCCAUCUGUGUCUGACUAGUUGAGGGCUUUCCCACCUGGACGGGGCUCCAUGGCCUCCAUGCUGUUGCUGGCCUUGACACCUUUCGUUGGGGCUUCUGCAGGCACCUCUGGAGCAGCGGAGGGCUGCCUUCUGUAGAACUGUGGGACAGAGAGGCUUGCUGAUCAGAUGAGCAUCUUGUCCAAGCCAGAAUUCUGCAGAGGGCACCUGAGCUUUGCUUAUGGUUUGCUUUCACCGUGUAGACCGAAAGAAGAUUUCAGACUUCUUUUUCUCAGAGAGCAUGAAGAAUUUAUGAAGUCUGGAAAAGCAGCCCCUGCAUAUUCCAGAUGUAUGCAGCAGAGGACAUGUCCCAGCUCUUUCUGUGCCAGCCAGUCGCAGUGGCCUCUGGAGGGUGGUCCUACAGACCGCGUCUUUGAGAACCGAGGCCUUUGUGAUUGUGCUGUGGGUUUGCUGCUGUGCUGAGUUCUUCUGGGGGAGCCCUAAGAGGUGGGGAGCAGAGGGCUUUUGCUCACACACCCUUCGCCUGGAAGCCCACUUGUGUUGCUGCUGUGUUGUGUAUAUAGUAUUCUUGAGAUGAGCGUAUGUGUGUCUUGUUUAAAAGUCACCUCGUUUCCUACAUGAUUUCAGUCAUACCUGAAUGUCCUCAGAGUCCCUACAUCCUGCUUUAGAACUAUGGCCAGCCUAAUCUGCCAAGAGGCUUGGCUCUUUUCAAGACUCAGUGUAUACUUUUUAUGGAAUGUGACCAGUGUAGAUGUAGUUUGUACUUCCCUGGGGACCUUCUGCUGUUGUUCGUGUAAGCUGUGAUGAUCUUUCCCUUCCUAAUCAGAAGUUGAGAUUGACAUAGAGAGGAGCGGUUGGCAGGGAAGGAACAUAUAAGCCAAGCGUGUUAACCCACAGCGCUGCCUCGGUGUGCCCACUGCUGAGAGGCUGCAGUGACCUGCUCAGGCACUGCGGUCUGUGCUAAUUUGUUCUCAGAUUAGCCUUCCUGUGGCCUCCAGUGCUCAGAUAGCCCCCAGAGUGUCUGUUGUGUGCAUGGGGGCAGGAGCUGGGCAGCUCCUUGUCUCUCAGCCUUGACUUCCGUGUCAGCAUUGUGGCUUUUUGUUCUCAGCUCCCAGGGCCACUCUGAAUACAAUGCUGCUGCUUUCACAUUGGUUCUGGCCGUGUGGCCCUGGGUGGGAGCUUUGCUCCUAGGGUUCUCUGACUUACCCUAAAGUUCACCAAUGCUGAAACUCUAUGAAGAAGUUCCUGUCACUAUCAGCCCCUGUUGCUAGUAAGUCAUGUCAUGGGCACCCAAAAAAGGAAAUACACUGAGGUAUAUUUUACAAUUGCUCUUUUGGACAGCAGCAGCUGAGGCUUGAAGAAGCCGUUGUCCUAAAACACUGAAACCCAGUGCUCACUAGAGCUGCCAGCCACAGGUUUUUAUUCUUUUCUGAGUUCCCUAGUCUUGUGAAAGAGGAGAAUUUCCCAGUCGGGGAGCCAGGAGAACAGUGCCACCCUGUGAUUGUACAGCAUGUUUGUCCCAGUAAACAGGCAAACCCCAGAGACUCCUUCCUCAGCACCGUGCAGAUCUCAGAGGUUCACAUAACUUGCUUUACACUCAUUUUGUUUUGUCAGAAAUAAAAUGUUUGUGCCUUUCCUUGUCAUGAAUUCCGUGUUUGUCACUUUGUUGCAUGGCUUUAUGUUUCCCUUCUUGUGUGAGCAUAAACACUGUGCAGUUUUCCUCUUUGCCAGUUUGUGUGCCAUCUGUUCCUCACAGCCUCUGAGGUGUCUCAGGUGGGAGCCGUGGGGUGGAACCAUAGAGUUCCCAUCUCAAAGUGUGCCUGUAGGACAGGGUUGUUUCUACUCCCUGAGGCCCUAACACUGGAGCUACUGCAGUGUUUCUUCCUGCAGGCCGUGGAGCCCUGACUGGGCCAGUCCUGGGCACUGCUUAGGUGGGUGUUAGCCUAGAACUGGUAAGUAAGGAUUUGGUGGACAUUGGGGUCCCAGAAACCAGGCUGACAUGAGAACAAGCCAUGGUGUCUUCCUGAUGAGUUCUACUCAUGCUUGUUCUCAGGAAAACUGAGCCUUCCCUUUGUGUGUCAUUUCUCACUCCCUUAACCACUUUAGUGUCAGAAAAGUUCAUAUCUGUGUCUUCUGAAAGUGAAGUCCUGUAAGAAAGUUGGGAGAGUAUGCGCACUGUGCACACGCGCAUGCACACACACACACACACACACACACACACACACACACACACACACACAGCCUAUUUCACAUUCUCAGACUUUUAGUUUCUGCUUCAUAACCACAUUUAAAAUGUAUUUAUUCUUAAUGUAUACUGUAGUGUGUGUGAACCAGUGUUCAGAGGUGUGAAAUGCAACAUGUAAUCUUAAACGGAUGGACUGUGAAACAGUUUGUAAUGUGAUUUUGCCCCUGCUUGCUUUUCUUCCAUAACCUGGCCUGUAUUAUACAAGAGAAUUUGAGCAGUGCAUUUGAAGAGAGUCAACAAAGACCUUAUACUGGUCUAAUUGCUAGGUUGGCUGGAACUGCUCUGAAGGGAACUGCUCCCUCGGUUCACGGAGUCUGUGGCAAGUCAAGGUCAAUCCUUGCUGUUGAUGGAGCUGGGAGGAGGAGUGACCUAAGGACUCAGGACAGAGCAUUUCACACGCAGUUCUGUGUGGCAGUCAGUGUUCCUCGUGGAGUCAGCCUGAGGUAGAUUUCCAGGGAAGCCUUUUCCUCACUAUCAGUGUGGGAUGUCACAACUAAAACUUGUUGUGUUAGUAAAGUCUAGGGCCAUGUUGCCAUUUCUUUUAGAGUAAUUCCUGGCUGUGCCUACCACUCCCGCAUCCUGCGCUUAUGCACACACUGUGCUUUUAUGGGGAGGAGGGCAGUUUCAUGUGCAGCCAGGUUCUUGUUCUUUCCAGGUCAGGGUGAGAAGGAAGGCCUAAGGGAGGAUGACCAGGUGGCUGGUGUAGAUACAGUAGGAGAUAGUCAACUAUGGGUACACUCUGUCUGGAGCACAGGGCUCCUCAGAGCACCCGGAAGGCAGCAGCUGUGUGCAGAGCACCCGGAUGGAAGGCAGCAGCUGUGUGCAGAGCACCUGGAUGGAAGGCAGCAGCUGUGUGCUGCUGGGGAGGAGGCUAACCGUUGGACAGAGCUUCAGGCUCCUCCUCAGCUUGGGUAAAAGAAACCCCCUUUCCCUUUAUCACUCUCCUCACAGUUGCUCAGCAUCCUGUUUAAAGAGUACUAGCUCCUGCCUCCUGACUCAGUGUCUGUUGGGUAGGCACCUUCCAGGAGCGGGAGCGUGCUGGGCUUUAGACCAAGCGGCAGAGGAAGGUUCUUAUUGGAGGACUUUGCUAGGCUCGUCUGCUGUGUCUUGGGUAGUCCAUUCUCAUUCUUGCAGGGUGAGCCCAUGCUCAGGAGAGUGUGGUCCGCCUUUUUGUCCACUCUAGCUUCCCUCUCUUCAGGUUGGUGUAGUGACCUUUCCUGGGCUCUGUGCUGUGCGGGGAGGCUGUUAUCCUUGUGCUGCUUCUUCGGUGGACAAGCCACUCUGUUUUUUUCCCAGAGGUCAAAAGACCCUGGUGUUGGGGAUACUUUAGAGGGUGGGCUUUGGAUGCUGACGUAUUAGGGCUUUAGGACAUAGGAUGAUGUUGAGACUAGAAGGGCAGAAUAUGCGAAAGCCGGGGUUCUGUGGCCAGUGAUCCUCAAAUCCAUUGACUGUCUGAAGACCCUGUCCCCAUGUCUCCUUUUAUCAGGUGACUGCCUGCCUGCAUCUUUAUCUUAUUCUUCAGCCGAUGAAGUAGCAACCAUGUGUUAUUAAUAAUUGCAAUCACACAGUGCUUAAUAUGUGCCAGACAAAGUGCCGAGGGUUUGCAUGCCUUAUCCCCUUUAAACCAGAAGAAGCUCUGGCUGGAUGGUAUUAUCCCAUCUCACAGAUGGGAAAACUGAAGUUCUGUGCUAGAGAUUGAGAGCAAUGUGAAGACUUGAGGCUUAGGUAGUGCUCUAUCUGGUCAGGUUACAGGCUGCGGGCAGCCUUCACUUCCAACCAGCUGCUGUGAGGAUUUAAUGAGCUAGUGCAUGUGAGCAUUUAGCAAGGUGCCUGGCACAUAGUAAGCACUCAAUAAAUGGUAGUUUUUAUUUUAUUUUUUUAAACUGAGCUCAGUGAGUCGUUUGCCCCACACUGAUGGGCUGCCGGGUAUUCAGCCACCACACUCUCACUGCCUGGACCUAGUUUGGUGUUCGUGUCCUGUAAAGUGUGACCAUACUGUCCUCCCAAGAGAAGUUCAGUGGUCCAAUGGUAGAAGCGCUGCGCAGCAGCUUGGUGUUUCCCAUAGCAUUGAGACCGGCCUGACUGAGGGGUGAUAUGAGGCUGUUUGGCAUUUCUGUUCUUUUCCCUGUGGUGGAGACUGCCCACAGGAAAAAGGCUAUUUGCUCUGACUUGGUGGUGCCUCUACUGGGCAGCCAGGGCCUGUCUUGCUCUGGACCCUGCUUUCCCCAGCCAAGUUCUGUAGUCCUGUUAUACAUCUCAGGAACCCCUGGUUCCUCCACAAAUGGAUAAUUUCAGAAUAGAGCAAGAAUAGACAAAAUAAGCCUAAAGCUGAGUGCAUCAGCUAGAAGCCUAAAAGUUCUGCCUGUGCUCUGACAGCAUAACCAUUCCACCUCUUCCGUCUGUCUGUCUGUCUGGGUUGUUUUGUUUUGUUGUUGUUUUGAGGCAGGGUUUCUCUGUGUAGCCCUGGCAGUCCUGGAACUUGCUCUGUAGACCAGACUGGUCUUGAACUCAGAAAUCUGCCUGCCUCUGCUGCCCAAGCGCUGGGAUUAAAGGCGUGUGUCACCGCCUGGAUUUUCUUUCUUAAAAGAACAGGUUAGAACAAGUGGCCAUUGAGGACAAGUGAUGUGAAUGUUUGUUCUAGAUUAGCAAAGAAUCACAUAGAUUGUUAAUCAUUAAUGGAGAAAUGUUUAAUUCAGUUUUCUGAAUGGACACAGGGAAUUGGGAGUGUGUAUGUGUGCAUGUGCACUCGUGUGUGUGUAUGUGUGUGUGUGUGUGUGUGUGUUUAAUGUUCUUUGCCUUGAUUGAGUGGCAUUGGCUAACACGACCCAGGAGAUUCCCAGACUCUGUUAGUAACUAGGAACUUCUGUUCCAGUCGUGGAAUGUCCCAGUGUCACUGAGACCUGCAGGCUUAUUGCUGGAGUCCAGAUACUGCAGCUCCUCUUGUUCUUCUGCAUUUGUGUUUGCCAGCCCUGGCCCCUCCAUUGUCCUGCCAUCUGAUGGACCAGGCAGUCUUUUAUCUGGAAGGAAAAGUCUGAUGCUAGCAGAGGUCCUGGGCACUGCUCUCCCAGACCCUGGUCAGGCCCAGCUUCAUAGCUCCUGGGUAACUUUCCCUGAGUUCCCUCAGUUUCCUGCGUUCUGUGUUAGAAGGCCUGACCACAUGGCCACCUGCCCUAAGUGCACUGUGUUUUUAGGUGUCACCUUCUCUGCCCUCUCUGCUUUCCUUACUAGAAUACCUUUUCCUCACCCACUAGGUUUGUGUUCUGGUUCUACUGGCUUUUCUCAGAGGAACAUUGAGGUAGAAAGCGGGUAAGAAUGUUUUUCUAGUGAGUUGAAUGUGCACACAUUUAUGAGAGCUCUUUGUAUGAGCUUUCUGCGCUCAUUCCUUGGUUUGUCUUGGGUCACACUGGGCAGGUGUCUAGGGCUGAAUGUAAAUGGAAGGAGUGGAGACAAGGGAGCCACUCAGGUACUGGAGUCAGCCAUUCCUUGUCCAGCUCAGGGACUCCUGACAACCAUGGGACAGCAACAGGACCCAGAGCAGGGGAAGGGGUUGGGAGUCACACAAUCAAAGGUAGACUCAGACCAGUUCAGUGCUCCUGGUGGCCAUAGGGACCAGAAGUCUCUCCAUCCUGGGAGUUGUGGGAAGCUCACUGGCCCCUUCUAGAGUCUCUGUGAACCCAGCUCUACUGAACUUUUAACACCUUCCAGACAGCAGCAGGGAUUGCAGUGAUACACAGGGCAGAGGACCCCGGGCAGUUUCUCAGCCUUGGCCAUUGUGUGGAGGGAAUACUGAAUUCAGUUCUCUCAGUGCUUGUGUGCGAGUGAGUGUGUUCUGUCAUGCCGCCUCUUAGCCUGGGCUUCACCAGUCUGUUUUUUACCACGUCCGACCUUUCUCUCUGCACUUAGGAUUGGUGUUCAGCACACUUGUAGAUUCCUUUCAACACAGUAUAAGAAUGUGAUAUAUUGUAUAUUGGAAAGUAUUUACCUUAUUUAUAUACCUGAAUGUUCCUAUUAAACAAAUAAACAUAUACUAAAUUCUA